AUGGUCUACUGCUUCAAUCCUUAUAUCUGGUUUUCCCCUCUGGAACACCGUCACUGGCGGAGAAACCGUAACCACGGACCACCCAAACAGUUUCUUUGUCCCAACAACUGUGGCAGCUCCUUUACCCAUCGCGGCUCCCUGACGCGGCAUCUACGUUACGAGUGUCAGCAGAAUCCUCGCUUCAAGUGUCCGUCUUGCGAUUUCCGCUCGCGAUGGACUUCCGACGUUUAUAAGCACGUGCGUAAACGACACCAAGGCAUUGAUGUUCGUUGCAUCGACACUGAUGUCGCUUUGCGCAAAAUGUGCGGGCUGUCGCAGAAAGGCAAGUUUCUGUGCCCGAAUUGCAGCAGCAGCUUCAACUGGAAGAACAACUUGCAGAGGCACCUCCGAUACGGAUGCCGCCAAGAACCGCGAUUCCGAUGUCCCUAUUGCGCGUAUCGCUCCAGAUGGCUCACCGAUGUUUACAGGCACUCGCGCAAGAUCCACAACAUGGAGCUCCGCAUCGAUCUUCUUCGCUCGAAAUCCAAUUAG
This is a messenger RNA of Linepithema humile (Argentine ant), 531 nucleotides long. Lineage: Eukaryota; Metazoa; Arthropoda; Insecta; Hymenoptera; Formicidae. The record is from RefSeq and is a predicted model, not a curated record.